Messenger RNA from Cavia porcellus (domestic guinea pig), 3241 nucleotides. It is a transcript of the gene Rhbdf1, whose product is annotated as rhomboid 5 homolog 1. Gene Ontology annotation, molecular function: serine-type endopeptidase activity. The record is from RefSeq and is a predicted model, not a curated record. Gene Ontology annotation, cellular component: endoplasmic reticulum membrane. The coding region runs from base 318 to 2993 and encodes 891 amino acids. Gene Ontology annotation, biological process: regulation of epidermal growth factor receptor signaling pathway; regulation of protein secretion. The transcript has 19 exons. NCBI's taxonomy places the organism in Eukaryota, Metazoa, Chordata, Mammalia, Rodentia, Caviidae.
GCCGGGCCAGGUCCUGAUUCGGAUCCGGUUCCGGAUCCGGAUCCAGGCAUGAACCCACUCUGGACGCCGGACUUCCCUUCGCGGAGUUUCCCGGGGCGCCCGCCCUGGCGGCCCAGCCCGGAUUCCAGACUCUGCGCACCGCAAAAAUAGCCUGUGGCCAGAUUAACAAGUCCCGGCGGCCUGACCGCGGACGGCCCAGCUCUGGAGGGUCCGGAGCCCCAGGGCUCCGAGUCCGGCGGCCCAGCCUUCCGCGCGGCCUCUCUGCUCCUUCCUACCCGGCCACCCUGCAGGAGGCCUGCCGUACUCUACCUGGAACCAUGAAUGAGGCCCGCAGGGACAGUACAAGCAGUCUGCAGCGCAAGAAGCCACCCUGGUUAAAGCUGGACAUCCCAGCUGUGGUGCCCCCAGCAGCAGAGGAACCUGGCUUCCUGCAGCCCUUAAGACGCCAGGCUUUCCUGCGAAGUGUGAGCAUGCCAGCUGAAACAGCCCACGUGCCUUCACCCUACCAUGAGUCCCGGCGGCCUGUGCUGCAGCGACAGACGUCCAUCACACAGACUAUCCGCAGCCGACAGGUACACUUUGGGCAGGUUCAUACUCUGCCCCUCCCAGGUCCCCGGGCUGCCCGCAGGGCCUCCCCACAGCGCCAGUCUCUCUCUUGGUCCCUGCUCAGGGGGACAGCUGAUUGGUUCGGAGUAAGCAAAGACAGUGACAGUACCCAGAAGUGGCAACGCAAAAGCAUCCGUCACUGCAGCCAGCGAUAUGGGAAACUGAAGCCUCAGGUCAUCCGGGAACUGGAUCUACCCAGCCAGGACAAUGUGUCUCUGACCAGUACUGAGACACCACCUCCACUCUAUGUGGGGCCGUGCCAGCUGGGCAUGCAGAAGAUCAUAGACCCUCUUGCCCGAGGCCGGGCCUUCCGCAUGGCAGAUGACACUGCUGAUGGCCUGAGUGCUCCGCACACUCCUGUCACGCCAGGUGCUGCCUCCCUCUGCUCCUUCUCUAGCUCCCGCUCAGGUUUUAAUCGGCUCCCUCGGAGACGCAAGCGUGAGUCUGUGGCCAAGAUGAGCUUCCGGGCAGCUGCAGCACUAGUGAAGGGUCGCUCUAUUAAGGAUGGCACAUUGCGCCGGGUACAGCGCCGAAGCUUUACUCCUGCUAGCUUCCUGGAGGAGGACACGGUGGACUUCCCUGAUGAGCUGGACACAUCCUUCUUUGCCCGGGAAGGUAUCCUCCACGAGGAGCUGUCCACGUACCCGGAUGAGGUGUUUGAGUCCCCAUCAGAGGCAGCGCUCAAGGACUGGGAGAAAGCUGCUGAGCAGCCUGACCUCACGGGUGGAGCGCUGGACCGCAGCGAGCUAGAGCGAAGCCACUUGAUGCUGCCUCUGGAGCGUGGCUGGCGGAAGCAAAAGGAGGGCGGCACAGGGGCCCCACAGCCCAAGGUACGGCUUCGACAGGAGGUGGUGACCCCCUCGGGACCACGAAGAGGCCAACGCAUCGCUGUGCCCGUUCGGAAGCUCUUUGCCCGAGAGAAGCGGCCAUAUGGGCUGGGCAUGGUGGGGCGCCUCACCAACCGCACCUACCGCAAGCGCAUCGACAGCUAUGUCAAGCGCCAAAUCGAGGACAUGGAUGACCACAGGCCCUUCUUCACCUACUGGCUCACCUUCGUGCACUCACUCGUCACCAUUCUAGCCGUGUGCAUCUAUGGCAUCGCGCCCGUGGGCUUCUCCCAGCAUGAGACCGUGGACUCGGUGUUGAGGAAUCGUGGCGUUUACGAGAAUGUCAAGUACGUGCAGCAGGAGAACUUCUGGAUCGGCCCCAGCUCGGAGGCCCUCAUUCACCUGGGUGCCAAGUUCUCACCCUGCAUGCGCCAGGACCCGCAGGUGCACAGCUUCAUCAGUGCUGCCCGUGAACGAGAGAAGCAUUCUGCCUGCUGCGUGCGCAAUGAUCAGUCAGGCUGUGUGCAGACCUCAGAGGAGGAGUGCUCGUCCACGCUGGCAGUGUGGGUGAAAUGGCCCAGGCAUCCCAGCGCCCCAGACCUUGCUGGUCAGAAGAGGCAAUUCGGCUCUGUCUGCCAUCAAGACCCCAGAGUGUGUGAUGAGCCCUCUUCUGAGGAUCCGCACGAGUGGCCAGAAGACAUCACCAAGUGGCCGAUCUGCACCAAAAACACUGCUGGGAACCACACCAAUCACCCUCACAUGGACUGUGUCAUAACAGGCCGGCCUUGCUGCAUUGGCACCAAGGGCAGGUGUGAAAUCACCUCCCGGGAAUACUGUGACUUCAUGAGAGGCUACUUCCAUGAGGAAGCCACACUCUGCUCACAGGUGCAUUGCAUGGAUGAUGUGUGUGGUCUCCUGCCCUUUCUCAACCCUGAGGUGCCUGACCAGUUCUACCGCCUAUGGCUGUCCCUCUUCCUGCACGCUGGGAUUCUGCACUGCCUGGUGUCCAUCUGCUUCCAGAUGACUGUUCUGCGUGACCUGGAAAAGCUGGCAGGCUGGCACCGCAUAGCCAUCAUCUAUCUGUUGAGUGGUGUCACUGGCAACCUGGCCAGUGCCAUCUUCUUGCCAUACAGGGCGGAGGUGGGCCCGGCUGGCUCACAGUUUGGCAUCCUGGCCUGCCUCUUCGUGGAGCUCUUCCAGAGCUGGCAGAUCCUGGCACGGCCCUGGCGUGCCUUCUUCAAGCUGUUGGCUGUGGUGCUCUUCCUCUUCGCCUUCGGACUGUUACCCUGGAUCGACAACUUUGCCCACAUCUCAGGCUUCAUAAGUGGCCUCUUCCUCUCCUUUGCCUUCUUGCCCUACAUCAGCUUUGGCAAGUUUGACCUGUAUCGCAAACGCUGCCAAAUCAUCAUCUUCCAGGCAGUUUUCCUGGGCCUGCUGGCUGGCCUGGUGAUCCUCUUCUACUUCUAUCCCGUCCGCUGUGAAUGGUGCGAGUUCCUCACCUGCAUCCCCUUCACUGACAAGUUCUGUGAGAAGUAUGAACUGGAUGCUCAGCUCCACUGAGCUGGCUGUGGUGCUGUCGGUUGUGACCACUCUUAGCCUCACAGGCAUGCAGGACUCUUGCCUAUCUAUGUGGGGACAUGCAUUUUCUGAACACACACCUCUUGUGCCUUGUUCAUUUUUGUUGAACCCUUUAUAUUGCUGGGCAUUUAUUACACUAAUUCCCAAGAUAACCUUCUAAAUAGUUCCUUGACAACCACUGCAUGUGGCCAAUAAAUGGACCGGGAGCGUUUUAGCUGCCACUAACUUGA